This is a messenger RNA of Dovyalis caffra, 1206 nucleotides long. NCBI's taxonomy places the organism in Eukaryota, Viridiplantae, Streptophyta, Magnoliopsida, Malpighiales, Salicaceae. The record is from the annotation of a GenBank genome assembly.
AUGCCUUUCCUUUUCGUCCUUGUCUUCCUUUUCUCCUCUCAAGUUCGGACUGCAUUUUCUGCACAUUGCAGCACCACUACACCCACUAAAACUUUUGAAAAAUGCAUGACACUCCCAACCCAACAAGCGUCAAUGGCUUGGACAUUUCAUGCCCGCAAUGACACCCUAGACCUUGUAUUUUUUGGUACCUUCAUUUCACCUUCCGGUUGGGUAGGGUGGGGAAUUAAUCCUUCAACGGCCGAAAUGACCGGUACUCGUGCUCUGAUUGCGUUUCCAGACCCUAACUCAGGUCAGUUAGUCCUGUUACCUUUUAUUUUAGACCCAACAGUGAAGCUCCAAAAAUCACCACCCCUCUCUCGCCCUCUAGAUAUCCACCUUCUAUCCUCCUCUGCCACCCUCUACGGUGGCAAAAUGGCCACUAUACAUAAUGGUGCCGCCAUCCAAAUUUAUGCCACAUUAAAACUUGUACCAAAUAAGACCAAAGUUCACUUUGUGUGGAACCGUGGACUAUACGUUCAAGGCUACUCCCCAACUAUCCAUCCGACAACCUCCAAUGACCUAUCUUCCAUUGCCACCAUUGAUGUCUUGUCUGGUUUCAGUGCUGCCCAUAAAGAUGAUACCAAGACAUUAAAGAUUGUACAUGGAAUCUUAAAUGCUGUCUCGUGGGGUGUCUUACUCCCAAUUGGAGCUGUGACUGCAAGAUAUUUGAGGCACAUACAAGCACUAGGACCAGCAUGGUUUUAUGUUCAUGCAGGGAUGCAACUUUGUGCUUUUUUCAUAGGAACUGUAGGAUUUGCCAUUGGAAUUAAGCUUGGGGAAUUAUCACCAGGCGUGGUUUAUGGGCUGCAUAGGAAGCUUGGUUUCACAGCAUUUUCCUUGGGCGCUUUGCAAACACUAGCACUGUUGUUUAGGCCUAAGACCACUACCAAGUUUAGGAAAUACUGGAAAUCUUACCACCAUUUUGUAGGGUAUGCUUGUGUGGUGCUAGGAGUUGUGAACGUUUUUCAAGGAUUCGAAGUAAUGGGAGAGAGCAGGUCUUAUGCUAAGUUAGGAUAUUGUCUGUGCCUAUCUACAUUGAUAGGAGCUUGUAUAGCUUUGGAAGUGAAUUCUUGGGUGGUUUUUUGCAGAAAAUCGAAAGAAGAGAAGAUGAGAAGAGAAGGAUUAAUUGGAGGAGGGUCUGAUAAAGGAAGUGUGAGCCAUGGUUAA